UUGAAAGAGAGAGGGAGGGAGGCUGAUACGGAGAGGGAGUCACUGAGAGAGGGAGAGAGAGGGGGAGAGAGAUCUAUCCCUUCCUCAUAGCCUGGUAGAUGUGAAGGACAGUUUGCCUCCAAAAACGUCUCUCAAUUUUUGCGGCCUCCCUCUUUUGAUAUUCACGACGGCGAUGGUGCCGGAGGGUCUCACAAACCCAGAUGUCUCGGACGGAGCUUCGGCGUCCCAUGCGGACAGCCUCUGCCACCACUUGGAAUGUCUCAAACUUUGCAGAGGGGAAGAGAACGAAAUCCUCAAAAGCCUUGAUGUGGUCCUGCAGGCGUUGGGUGAAGACAUGCAGACAUCCGCCAAAAAGCUGUCGGACUUUGACGUUCUAUCCGCCCUAGGCAACAUUCUGAAAUCAAGCCCCACCUGUGCAGAGAAGGCCGCGCAUGUCCUAGCAGAGCUGGCAAAGAAUGAAGAAACGAGAAAGCCUUGUAUCGAAGCAGGGCUGGUUAUAGCCCUGGUACCGCUUCUGCAAAGUUCCGAUCAAGAGAUUCUUCUCCACGCCGGCCGCGCCAUUGGCCGCAUCUGCUAUGAAAACAAUGAUCUACAAGAGCAGUUGGUUGAACUUGACGUCAUCACGCCUUUGGUCAGAAUUUUAACGGAUUUCCCAGACAAUGACACAUUGGUGCGUGUGGGUCUCUUGGCGUUGUCCAACUUGGCCGAUCUAGAGAGUGCGAAGGAAGCAUUAAGUAAAAGUGUGGUCGUUGAGCAGCUGGUAAAGCAGUUGAAGAGAGCAGAAAACCACGAAAGAGUUGAAAUCAUCAUCGAAGUUCUACAGAUGCUGGCUGAGAACGAUGUCUUAAAAAUCCAGCUUGUGGAGACCUCCGUGCAAGAGACAUUGUGUGACAUUCUGCGAAGACUCCAGGACAGCUCCCAGACAGAAGAUAUGUGCACAAUGAAGUCAUCAUCUGACCUCAUCGUAUCUCUACUCCUCGGCGAUGAGUCAAUGCAGAAGCUGUUUGACGACGGGCAUGGCAUAGUCUACCAGAAUGUCCCUUCGUGGCUGACCUCGCGGCACACGAUCCUUCAAAUGACAGGGGCCCUCGCCAUCGCGAACUUCGCUAGAAAUGACGGUAACUGUGUGUGUAUGGUGAAGCUUGGCGUGGUCCACCAGCUGUUGGACCUCUUGGAGAUGCACGUGGAGAACGGAGAUGUCGGAGUACAGCACGCGGCCCUUAGCGCACUCCGGAACCUCGCAAUACCAGUGCUGAACAAGGUGCAGAUGCUGGAGGAAGGGGUGGCCGACAGAAUUCAGAUGUUGCUUAGAUCAGAAAUGCCUCCCGUACAAUUUAAACUCCUCGGGACUCUCAGGAUGCUGACAGAUGGACAAGCUGAUACGGCCAGGAUACUGGGACAGGAUUCCAGGCUUUUGGCCAGAUUAGUCCAAUGGAGCGAAUCCAAAGACCACGUAGGGGUACGAGGAGAAGCCAACCGACUGCUGGCAUCUCUUCUGCGUCACAGCAAGUCACAGGACGUGGUGAAGGCAGUUCAGCAGGCCAACGGAUUGAAGCACCUGGUAUCCAUGACAACGAGCGAGCAUGCAAUCAUGCAAAACGAAGCCCUCAUCGCAUUGGCCAUCGCCUCUGCAAUUAACAUUGAUAUCGUGAAAGAAACUUUCCAGGAGACGGAGCUGGUGUCAGUUCUGCACAAAAUUUUAGAGGGUGACUCGAUGGGUCCAGAGGUGAAAUACAACUCCAUGGGCUUACUCUGCAGCAUAAUGGACUCAGAUGAGUUACGGAAAGAAAUGGAAGCAGUCAACUUAAAAGAGACCUUGGAGAAGCUUCGUGGACACAACAACAGCAACGUAGCCAAGCAGGCCACAACUGUCCUACAGAUACUCAUCACCGCCAACCAAAACAGUGGCCACUUCUUUGCCUAGUUCUCGACUUAUCCAUUAGCUAUAUGAAUUGCAUCUAGGUUGGCAUCUAGAACCCCAGCAUUGACUUUUCCCAUCAUCCAUGUGGGAUGUUCCCCAUCUUUGUGAAAGUAACAUAAGGAGAUUAUAGCGUUCAUACCUUGGCAUGCAUUACCUCCAAUGGAGAGUAGCAAAAUAAAUUUAGCCUUAAACCUAAAA
This is a messenger RNA of Spea bombifrons (plains spadefoot toad), 2119 nucleotides long. RefSeq names its product rap1 GTPase-GDP dissociation stimulator 1-A-like. The transcript is spliced from 14 exons. The record is from RefSeq and is a predicted model, not a curated record. Gene Ontology annotation, biological process: positive regulation of GTPase activity. NCBI's taxonomy places the organism in Eukaryota, Metazoa, Chordata, Amphibia, Anura, Pelobatidae. Gene Ontology annotation, cellular component: cytosol. Bases 173 to 1924 code for a protein of 583 amino acids. Gene Ontology annotation, molecular function: guanyl-nucleotide exchange factor activity; protein binding.